GCUCCACAACGACUCGUGAAAGGGGUUGUGCAGCUCUUCUCGGCCUGCUGGAUUGCUGCGAUGGUCGAGGACGACUCGUCGGAGCUUGUUGGUCACUGCGGAGGUCACGACGCGGAGGGGCUUCUGCGGUGGUGUCGCGGCGCGGCGGCGUCUGCUCUCGUUCGCGGCGAGGAGAAGCUUGUCGCACUGGUUCACGAAGUAGAGAGCUCGCCGGAGAUGCGCGCGGAGGAGCAACGGUGGUCGGAUUUGCGGGCUCGUCAGGCCUGCACGGAUUUCGCCGAUGGUUGCACGAUGAGGAGAGAGAAAAACGAUGAUGGAGAUGGCGACGACGGGAAAUUUCUCUGCUCCUGGCGUGCGAUUGAAAGAGAGAUUAUAUGGUUGCGGCGUUCGAUCGAGAGAUUCAGCAAGCGAGAG
Striga asiatica is the source of this 414-nucleotide messenger RNA. The record is from the annotation of a GenBank genome assembly. Lineage: Eukaryota; Viridiplantae; Streptophyta; Magnoliopsida; Lamiales; Orobanchaceae.